GGAGGUUUUGACAGAAACAGGAUCCUCUUCCACAAAUAAACGCAAUCGCAGCCACCACACGCACGGCUGCCACCACCGCUUCCAAACUUCGCCGAAACCGGAGAGGACUCCGUCAGCCCACCACCGACUGCCAUACCCGCACUCAGCCCAGCGACGCUUAGGCUCUGAAGUUGCAGCACCGCGCAAUCCACCGCUCGGGUCCACCGUCAGCCUUCCUCGAUGGCUCGAGACCACUGAGCAGCACCCUCACCAACGUGACAGCAACCACAAACACCCACGCACGGCGGAGAGCAACAACCCGGCUUUCGCACAACCUCUGAACAGGUAAACCACUCAAGAACGCUCACUGCACCGUACAGAAAAACCCCCAAGAAGUAACAGCCGUAGUUCUUAUCAACUAAAUUGAGGGAAAACGAAAGAAAAGCAUUAAAGCAGAAAAAGAAAAGGGGAUUGGCGUCGGCCUCCACAAAUUUCUUAUAGCAAUUGACUGAAAUUUCUGGCAUCUAGCGAGGAAACGAAUUAAUGGACGAGGAUGCAUCAUUGUUGGAGUUAUCUCUUCCACGAGAUAUUCUCUCGCCAUUGUUUAGUGCUUCCAACUUAUCUUCCUUGGAAGAAGCUUUAGAAAAUCUUAUAGAAGCUUCUAGAACUGAUGUUGGCCGCAAGGACCUUGCUUCCAAGAACAUCCUGCCAACAGUUCUUCAGCUCGCUCAUUCUCUCCCUUACCCUUCUGGUCAUCACCUUCUCAUAUCGUCUUUGAAGCUCAUCAGAAAUCUCUGUGCGGGAGAAGUUGCAAACCAGGAUGCUUUUAUCGAACGAAAUGGAGUUGGUGUUGUUUCGAAUGUUUUGAGGUCUGCUGCAGCUUUGUCCCAUCGGGAUUACGGGAUUGUGCGUAUGGGGUUGCAGGUUUUGGCGAAUGCUUCUUUGGCUGGAGAAGAACAUCAGCGUGCUAUUUGGCAUUGUUUCUUUCCGGAGGAGUUUGCUGCUCUUGCGAGAGUCCGAAGCAGGGAGACUUGUGAUCCUUUGUGUAUGGUUAUUUAUACCUGUUGUGAUGGAAGCACGGGACUGUUUACAGAGCUUUGCAGUGAUGCGGGGUUGGCUGUUGUGGAGGAAAUUGUACGGACUGCAUCUGCUGUUGGAUUUGGAGAGGAUUGGUUGAAGUUGAUCCUUUCUAGAAUCUGCUUAGAAGAACCUUACUUCCCUCGAUUGUUCUCUAAAUUAACCCUUGUCGAUGAUUCUAAAAUUGGUGAAGAUAUUGGAUCUGGAGAUGAUCUUGUUUUGUCAGAACAAGCAUUUCUUCUGAGAGUUGUAUCAGAGAUCUUGAAUGAGCGGCUUAACGAGAUUAAUUUUCCCAAUGAUUUUGCUUUAUUUGUUUUUGGGAUAUUCAAGAGAUCUGUUGGGGUUAGUAAUUCUGGUUCGAGAUGCAAGUCUGGUCUUCCAUCCGGCUCUUCUGCAAUAGAUGUUCUUGGAUACUCGCUAACCAUCUUGAGAGAUAUUUGCGCAUGCAAUAGCGAGAGUGGCUUGAAGAAGGAGGAUUCAGUGGAUGCUGUUGAUGUGCUACUAUCCUCUGGACUCAUAGAAUUGCUUUUGUGCUUGCUUGGUGAGCUUGAGCCUCCAGCUAUAAUCAGGAAAGCUCUCAAACAGGGUGAGAACAGAGAGAGAACGAGUUCUUAUUCAUCGAAGCCUUGUCAUUACAGAGGAUUUAGGAGAGACAUUGUUGCAGUCAUUGGCAAUUGCGCAUAUGGAAGGAAAAAUGUUCAAGAUCAAAUCAGACAAAAGAAUGGGAUUCUUCUGCUCUUACAACAGUGUGUUACUGAUGAAGACAAUCCUUUCUUGAGGGAAUGGGGCAUAUGGUGUGUGAGGAAUUUAUUGGAAUGGAACGCAGAAAAUCAACAAGCAGUAGCAGAAUUGGAGCUUCAAGGAUCUGUUGAUAUGCCUGAAUUAGCUGGACUUGGUCUCCGAGUGGAGGUGGAUCCAAAUACUCAUCGUGCAAAGCUUGUAAAUGUCUCAUGAUGAAGUUUCACGCUGCAAAAAGAGCUGAAAACAAUGGUGUGAGCCAUGAGAUGAAUCAGUUUCUUGUGGGAGGAAGUACUGUUGAUAUUGGUAAUUUCCAUCAUCAUUCUGUUCCAAUCAGAAAUCAUGUUUGACCUCCACAAUAUCCUUACGGUAUCCAUGCUCGGACCACAAGGUCAUGGUAAUUAUUCUUGAAGAGCUAUAUCUUCAUACAGACCCUGUCCAAGUUGCUCCUGAUUUGGGACAUGAAGCAGCUCGCUUAGAAAUGGUCUGCAGUUUCUCUCAGAAACUUAUUCUUCCAGAUAUUUAAGGCCAUCAUCUGCCAGAGGCUGGCGUAACAUGAUUGGGGAUCAAACGUCGAGGAUAACGAUUGACAUAUUCGAAUCACUUUCUAAUGCUGGGGAUGCACAUGAUAGAAUGGGACCUGAGGUCUGUAAUUGCCAUUUUCAAGUUUUACUUGUGCUAUGGAGGGAGCAAUAUCUGGUACUACCACUAGGUAUUGGCAGCCACAACUAAUCAGGCUUUGAGCUUUCAUGGUUUCAACUUUGGAGAUUUCUGAGUCCUAGAAUUGAUAUGAUAAAAUCAUCUUGUAUCUUUAUAAAUAUCGCCAAAGGCUUUUUUCAUAUCCAUAAUGUCAAUACUGAUCGGAUCAAAAGCCAUCUAAGACAUCUUCAUUGGUAUAUUUUGAAGAAAGUACUGUAAUUAUGACCGUGCUAAGAAUUCUAUGCAGUUAUGCAUGUUGAUACCUGUCAUUGUGACAGCAGAAGGGAUAAAAGGAUUUUUUUUUUCAAAAGAAAAUUGAUGAGAAUGAGGCAGAGGGAAAGCAUUAUGGGGGGAGUGAUUUCUUUGGCUUGCUUUUUCAGAUUUGUAAUCUCUUGAUGGCAUCUAUGUUGGGACAUGUAUUUUGGAAGACAUCUUGGUUGUCCUUUUGUUCGGUCUAACAGUUCCAUGGAUAUACUUGUUCUUCUCAUUUAUAAUGCAUGUGCUUUUCUGAUUCUA
This is a messenger RNA of Corylus avellana, 3009 nucleotides long. RefSeq lists its product as uncharacterized. Gene Ontology annotation, cellular component: cytosol. Lineage: Eukaryota; Viridiplantae; Streptophyta; Magnoliopsida; Fagales; Betulaceae. The record is from RefSeq and is a predicted model, not a curated record.